AUCUGGGUUCAUCUACACCAGCUGCCUCCACCAUGCCGCCUAAGUUCCACCCCAACGAGAUCAAAGUCGUGUACCUGAGGUGCACUGGUAGGGAAGUCAGUGCGACAUCUGCCCUGGCCCCCAAGAUCGGCCCCCUGGGUGUGUCUCCAAAAAACACUGGUGAUGACAUCACCAAGGCAACUGGUGAUUGGAAGGCUCUGAGGAUUACAGUGAAACUGACCAUUCAGAACAGACAGGCCCAGACUGAGGUGGUACCUUCUGCUUCUGCCCUGAUCAUCAAAGCCAUCAAGGAACCACCAAGAGACAGAAAGAAGCAGAACAACAUUAAGCACAGUGGAAACAUCACUUUUGAUGAGAUUGUCAGCAUUGCCCGACAGAUGCUGCAUCGGUCUUUAGCUAGAGAACUCUCUGGAACCAUUAAAAAGAUCCUGGGGACUGCCCAGUCUGUGGGCUGCAAUGUUGAUGACCGUCACCCUCAUGACAUCAUAGAUGAAAUCAACAGUUGUGUGGUGGAAUGCCCAGCUGGGGGACGAGGGCUGUCGGUGGAGCUCGUCACUGUCUGUCUACCGCGCAGGCUGCGGGACCCACUGACCCGCGGAGCUUGGGGACUUGACAGAAUGAAGAGGAUGAUCGCUCCGCUCCAUCUGUUCCUCCGGCGCCACCGGGAGGCGGGCGAGGGGGCGCGGGCGGGGCUGCGCGACUGCGCGUGCGUGAGGGCGGGGGCGGGGCAGGAGGGCGGUGGAGCGCAGGCUUGUCCGGGCCUCUGCCUGCGAGAACCCCCCCACCCCCCGCAUCUGCACAUCGGCCAGGCUCAGAAAGAAUCCUUCUUCAACGCCAAGUAUCAGCAGGGCUCUCGGGGUGUGAAUUAUUCAUCGACGAGCCCAGCGCCCAUCUGUCUCCAGCGCUGCUGGCACCUCUCCCCACCCAGAGCCGCCCAGGGCACCCCCAUGGUUUCCUCAGAGUGA
Mesoplodon densirostris (Blainville's beaked whale) is the source of this 965-nucleotide messenger RNA. Its product is annotated as large ribosomal subunit protein uL11-like. Gene Ontology annotation, cellular component: ribosome; cytosolic large ribosomal subunit. The coding region runs from base 33 to 965 and encodes 310 amino acids. Lineage: Eukaryota; Metazoa; Chordata; Mammalia; Artiodactyla; Ziphiidae. Gene Ontology annotation, molecular function: structural constituent of ribosome; large ribosomal subunit rRNA binding. The record is from RefSeq and is a predicted model, not a curated record. Gene Ontology annotation, biological process: translation. The transcript is spliced from 4 exons.